AUGGAGGAUCCGGCGGUCUAUGCCCGGGUAGUCGAUAGACGUCCUGGAGUCUCGUCUUCCGGCCUGAGGUCGUUCUUGGUCAACCCCCUGGCUGUCCCGACGAGCCAUCCUUAUUUGCGCGUACUGGCGACCAUCGUCGUCUACGGUCUCACGCUCACGGUCGUAUCGAGCUGGCUGGGCAACACCUCUGCCGUCGUCGACUCGUCCCUACUUCAACGAAUAAAAGGUCAAUCUUCCCUCUCGGACUCGGAGAUAACCAGGCUGGCCGAGGAGCUCCGACUGUCUUCGUCUUUCCCGCUCCCACCUAACCGACCUGUCGAUAGGUAUGGAUCUCCCAACGCUGCGUACCGUGCGUUAUACCCGUUGGCACCUCCGCCAGCCCCGUUCCCGGCUCUGAGGGCGACGCAUUUCUUGCCGGACCGAUGUCUCGAAGGGUGGUUUGCACAUGGGGAGAUUCUGUGUUCCAGACACGAGAUAGGGGAGGAAGAUCAACUUGACGUGACCUGGCUCUGGGUCAACGGUAGCGACCCUCGAUGGGAAGCCCAGAUGAUCGCCGAGCGCGAGGCCAAGGGGAUCUAUUCGCCUGCGCACCAUUUCAGGGAGAACAACGAGUUGAUGUACUCGAUGCGGAGCGUGCUCGCCAAUAUGCCGGGUCGAUUGAGGACGUUUCACUUGAUCACGGCGGAUUACGCGUUUGAUACCCGGACGGACUUGCAAUUGUUGCCCAAGUCUCCAGAGGCGUUGAGGGAGCUCGAGUCGUUGGCGGAACAGAAAUUCCGACCGGAUGGGAAAUGGACAAAGUCGGGAGAGCCUACAGCAGCGGUGGAGGAGGACGGGCUUGAGCAGCGGGACGUAGGGGACGAUCUGGAAUCACGGAAAGAACAACCGGCGGCUCGGAAACCCAGGGUCAUCUCGAGCAAACUCUCAGGCUGGUUGAACUCGGCAUGGAGGGUCGCCCAGGUUCCGACUUGGUUGAAUUUCGAGAGGAUCGACCUGGCCGACCCUCAACAUCCUUUGCAUCAUUUUUACCAGAACCCGAGUCUACCCAAAAAGCCCGUAACGUCCCACUUGCACACGACGUCACAUCCCUCGUUACGCUACGCGGUCCAUUCCGAGAUUUUCCACUUGCCCACACACAAAAAGUCGGCUACGGAAAAGGCCGCCUCGGGACUCGGCGCGCCAGAGUACAAGGAGGACGAGUGGAAGAAGAACGCGCUGCCCACGUUCAACUCGAUGGCCAUCGAGAGCAAGAUCGGUUGGCUCUGGGGUCUGUCGGACGUCUCCCUCGCUCUGAACGAUGAUCAGUUCUUCCUGAAACCGUAUGCCGUAUCGGACUGGUGGUCAGGAAUCUACGGUACAGUGCUUCGACUGGACUACAACUACAACCAACAGGUCCGACCUCUUUUAGACAAGAAAUUCCUCAACAACGCGGGGGAGAAUGGGGGGCUGUAUCAUGCCAACUGGUUACUCAGCCAACGGUUCCCGAAGCGUUUGAGACCGUACUUUGCCCAUGUGCCCAAGGUCAUCACCCGGGGUCUGCAUCAUGAAGCUUCGAUCAUGUUCAAGGACGCUCUGACCACGUCGGCUCAACGGAAGUUUCGAGAACUGGUUGAUGGCGAGGGAGAUGUUCAUAUGCAGUGGCUAUUGAUGGCGCUCAGGAUCGAAAGGUGGAGGGAAGCCAUGCUGUGGACCUGGGUGGUGGCGCGGGUAGGGACUCGGCCUGCUUGGGGCGAAAACAAGGGAGGGCAGAUCGGGAUCUGGGGAGACGAGGCGAGGGACGAUAUCAAGGAGCUCUUCGGGGUGACGGAUGAGGACGACGACGUCAUCGAGAUCGAGGUCACUAGGGGUGAAAGAUGGACCAUGGAGAAGGACCGGAUGGCAGGGAACCUGGAGGGCGCCGGUUGGGAGGCUCCUAAGAAUACCGAGUUUCUGUGGUCUUCGAUGGACGGUCAUAUCCCUCCCCUCUUGCCCUUUGGCGUGCCCAAGGAGAACAAUGACGUAUGCAAGAUCGGCCUGGACAGGUGUCUGGGUCGAUUCUGGUCAGCAAACGAAAACGUCACGGCAGACGACAUGUUCAAGCGGUUGGCAUUCAGCUACCCUGCCUGUGGCGACUGCUUCUUGACGGCACUGGUGACUUCGUCCGGACCUCUUGGCCUGUCGGCCAUCUUCCCUCCUGCCGAGAUGAUCUACAAAACCCGGGCGGACGACGAGCACCUCCGGAAGAUCGACUAUCUCGCCCCACCCCACCUCCCGCUGACGGCUACAUGGCAAGAAGCCGAUUUCUCUCUCGAGAGCGUCUUGUCCGAGAGCACCUUACCUGGGGAACCCGUAAAGCUUAGACGAUGGUCGAUGCAGCUCUUGUCGCGGUACUUGUACAUGUCAGGAAAGACGCCCAGUCAUUUCCACAUGGCUAGAAAUCCAGAGCAUGUACAGGGCGUCUUCAAGAUGGUUGACAAGGCCAAAGACGUCGCGCUGCUAGGAUUCAAUGACGAUAUCGACAAAGACUACGAGGAGACGAGACGUCUCAUGAUCGAAUGGUUCGGGAAGAAGUGGCCCGUACCCGCCGUUUGGGAAAAGGGUUGGAAGCCGAAUCGAUCCUAA
Molecule: messenger RNA, 2601 nt
Organism: Filobasidium floriforme
Lineage: Eukaryota; Fungi; Basidiomycota; Tremellomycetes; Filobasidiales; Filobasidiaceae
Exons: 5
Coding region: 1-2601 (866 amino acids)
Biological process (GO): N-glycan processing to lysosome; carbohydrate phosphorylation
Cellular component (GO): Golgi apparatus
Molecular function (GO): UDP-N-acetylglucosamine-lysosomal-enzyme N-acetylglucosaminephosphotransferase activity
Source: RefSeq, a predicted model, not a curated record